GGUAUUGUUGGAAUGGUGGGUUUUAUAUUGGUGUUUAUCAAGCAUGAAUGCGUAUCAAGGUCUUACAGAUAAUCAUCUCUAACCCUCUUCAAGCAAGCCAUAAGAGCAGACCCUUGGCCUUUUUCCUUUACUUUCUUGUGAAGAUCUCAUCUCCAAAGCCAAAAAAUAAAGAGAUAGUUUUGUGUUUUGUAUUGGUUUCUUGAUUCUCUUAAAAGAAAUCAAGCUCAAAGAAAUGGGUAGUGGAGAGAAGGGUCUAAGAGGGUUUGGGAAGAAACAAGUAAUCAGGGAUAUUCCAAAAGGGUGUUUGGCGAUCAAGGUUGGGCAAGGAGAGGAACAACAGAGAUUUGUAGUGCCAGUCAUAUAUUUUAAUCAUCCAUUGUUCAUGCAGCUGUUGAAAGAAGCAGAAGAAGAGUAUGGAUUUGAUCAGAAAGGAACAAUCACCAUCCCUUGUCACGUUGAAGAGUUUAGGUACGUUCAAGGCAUGAUUGAUAGGGAAAAGUCCCUUAACCACCAUCACCAUGUUGGCUGUUUUAGAGUUUGAUUCAAAUCCUUAUCGGGGGCGGGGCCAAACAGCCCUAACGCUUGAUCAUCAUCGACAAAUACCUUAUCUUUGUCUAAUGAAUGCCUUUUUCGUCUUUGUAAAUUUGAAUCUUUUUGGUCGUUUUGUUUCCGUUUAUUACUAGAACUAGAUGUAUUAGGUUUUGGUUGGUUUCUGCUGUUGCAAUGAUAAAGAUGAUGUCUUCAUGACGACAAAAUGCUGCCAUAGUAAUUUUGUUACGAACCGUACGUUGUAUAAAAGAGAAGUAACUACUUUGCCGUUCUUUUUUUCUAA
Messenger RNA from Mangifera indica (mango), 832 nucleotides. Its product is annotated as auxin-responsive protein SAUR32. The transcript has a single exon. Lineage: Eukaryota; Viridiplantae; Streptophyta; Magnoliopsida; Sapindales; Anacardiaceae. Bases 233 to 541 code for a protein of 102 amino acids. Gene Ontology annotation, biological process: response to auxin. The record is from RefSeq and is a predicted model, not a curated record.